Nipponia nippon (crested ibis) is the source of this 1053-nucleotide messenger RNA. The record is from RefSeq and is a predicted model, not a curated record. NCBI's taxonomy places the organism in Eukaryota, Metazoa, Chordata, Aves, Pelecaniformes, Threskiornithidae.
AUGGUCCCCAGUGCUGCCCUCGGAGCGGUGACCCUGGUUGGGUGCAGGAUGCGGACCCUGGCCUGGCUGGGCAUCGCCAGCCUGUGUCUGGGGGCAGCUUGGGCUGUCCCAGCCAAGGAGGAGAGGAGGAAGGCAGAGAAGCCAAAAGCUGAUCUUGCACUCUAUGAAAACCUGGACCUGGACAACUACGACCUGACGUUGGACAGCUAUGGGGAGAUCCUUGACCUGAGCAACUAUGAGGAGCUCUACGACUACGGUGACCUUGCUCCGAAGAUCGAGGUUGGCACCCUGGCUCCUCGCCCCAAGGACCCCGCAGCCCUCCCAGACCUGGGCGCCACGGCUGAAACCCCAAAGCUGCAGCCUCCGACCACCGCCGGCCCCGUCCGCCUGGCGCCCGUCCCCCCGGCUGCCUCUGCAUCCCCAGGCCUGCCCAGCUGCCUGCUCUGCCUGUGCAUCGGCACCUCCGUCUACUGCGACGAUGCCGACCUGGAACACAUCCCCCCGCUGCCGCCCGAGACCACCUACCUUUACGCCCGCUUCAACCGCAUCGGCGCGAUCCGGGCCAGCGAUUUCACAGGGCUGAAGAAGCUGAAGCGAAUAGACCUGACCAGCAAUUUCAUCUCCUGGGCGGACGUGGAUGCCUUCCGCCUGCUCCCCAGCCUGCAGGAGCUCAUCCUGCCCGAGAACAGGCUGACGGCGCUGCCCGAGCUGCCCCGCAGCAUCGUCCGCCUGGAUGCCCGUCUCAACAGGAUCGCCAGCACCGGCCUCCGGCCCGAAGCUUUCAGGGACCUGAAGCAGCUGCAGUUUCUCCAUCUGUCUGAUAACCAGCUGGACCAUAUCCCGGCGCCCCUGCCCGAGAGCCUGCGCUCCCUGCACCUCCAGAACAACAACAUCCAGACCAUGCAUGAGGACACGUUCUGUGACAGCCAAGACCACAGCCAGAUCCGCAGGGCGCUGGAGGACAUCCGCCUUGACGGCAACCCCAUCAACCUCAGCCUCUUCCCCAACGCCUAUUUCUGCCUGCCCCGCCUGCCCACAGGCCGCUUCUUCUGA